AUUAAUUUGAGUGGAUAUACCGAAACGAAUUUUCAAACUAAUGCCAAUGUAACCGGAAUUGCAAUCAACAUUUUGGGAAAUCUUACGCGUGCAGUUUUGACAAUAGCUAGUAAUAACAAAACGAUACAGAGACCAGAAAUAGUAAUAUCAUUGGCAAGUAUAUAUGACACGAAAGGGGUGGCUAUCGGCGCGCGCAACCUUCCGGAUAGAUUGUGCGUGAAGCUAACGGGGAUGGAAAAUUCAAAGUACAACAUGGACGUAAUUGCUUAUUAUGGAGCAAAUAAGAAAAAUAACAUGAGAGGUGAUAUUAUCAACAUUAAUUCUAUAAGUGAGGUUAAUAAAAAAAAGGAUUUUUUCUCUCUAAAUGAGAUAUUAGAUAAAAUACAUAUCACACGAGCCAAAACAUCAACUGUAAUUGAAGAAACUAACAAGAACGCUGCCAAUAUAUAUAAUUUACCAAAUUCUAUUAUAAAUAAAAAGCGAAAAUUUGAGAGAUCAGCAGAAAUUAUGGACCCAAGAAGAAAUAAUGAUGAAAUAACAGAUAAUUUUUCUGAUAUAUCACUCUCCAAGCGUGAAUCUACUGCAGGAAUUGAUAAAAAUAAUAUUAAUCAUUUCGUACUACGUAACAAUUCUUUGAUAAGUUAUGGUGAAUUUAAGAUUUUAUCAAAUUUCUCAAAUAUCAAGGAGCAACAGCAGAAAAUUCAAGCGCGAUCGUCGGAAAUCGCAUCAUUAAAUGAAGAUAUUGAUGCAAAGAUGAAAUCACCUGGUGGGGGGGAGAUCGUAUCGAUGCAAAUGGAUAGUGACCAAAGCCAGAAACUUUCAACGCAAAUUAAUGAGAAUUCUUUCGAAAGAAGAAAGCUACUGUUAGAUGUGAAUGCAAACAGCAAACUGAUUGCUACACCAGGAACAACACAUAGAGUGAUUUUUGAUGCGACAAAUAACUGCGUCCUUCCAGUUAGAUAUGCAAUUCGAGCGAGAAGCUCCCCAUUUAGAAUUUAUAAUAUUCAACCAGUAUAUAUGUGGUUGUAUCCGGGACAGACAGAUCAGGUAGCUGUAGAUAUUCUUGUACCAACGGGAACCCAAGAAACUGUCAAUACGCUUACACUAUUUAUCGUUGGUACUGAAAUAUUGGAGAAAUCAGUACAGGUUUUUGUUUACAAUGAGCUUUCGAAAAACAUUGACAAUGUAAAACCAACAAUUGAAUAUUGGUUCAAUAGCAACUGUGCCGGUAAACUGGACAAAGAUCGUUGCGAAAAAACAUUUUGGAGUGCUGAUAUUACUGUCCAAGAUAAUGAUUCAGGUUUAAAAAGUGUAAUAGCAAUACCAAAUGGGUUAUACCCACGCACUAAAUAUAUAAGUGGCACAAAAGAUCGAGUUACAUUUUACUACUUAUCUACUUGCUGUACACCAACAGCUACAAUUACAGCGAUAGAUAUAUCGGAAAAUCAGUACACUCGUAAUAUUGAUGUAACAGCGUGGGACAAUCUAUCACAAGGAGAAAUAGCAGCUGUCGUACUCGGUGCGCUAUUACUUCUUUUACUUAUAGUAUGUGUCAUUAUUGCAAUAGUGUAUUGUGUUCGUAAAAGGAAUAGUCAUGAUCUACCUUACACAAAAAGAUAUGGCUCUAGAUCACAGCCUGCUCGAACCGAAAGAACCAGUUUCUAACAAUACUUAUAAGAAUCAACUGUAAUAUCGUUAUCAUGAUCAAUUAUAUCAUAAAAACUGUAAAUGAAACUUCGAAAA
Mycetomoellerius zeteki is the source of this 1743-nucleotide messenger RNA. RefSeq lists its product as uncharacterized. Lineage: Eukaryota; Metazoa; Arthropoda; Insecta; Hymenoptera; Formicidae. The transcript has 7 exons. Bases 232 to 1665 code for a protein of 477 amino acids. The record is from RefSeq and is a predicted model, not a curated record.